UCUCGGGAAUGGCUGAUUGGGCAGGACUCUUAAGCCAAUCUCCCUGCCUGUCCUUUAUGAGCCGGCUGUGCUCGGGUUCCGGCCUCGCAGGCAGGUCUGGCCGGUAACCUUGGAGCGGCUUCCCAGGGUCAGAGGAGCUGCACGGGGAGUAGCCCAGCCGGAGCCGCGGCUUUCCCCCGCUCACUCCCCAGUAGCCGCUCUCUGGAUGACGGUGAACAACGCGGUGGGACAAGGAAGGCUGGGCCUGCCUAUCAAUGUCGUGGGGAAGGUAAACCAUGUCUUCUGCUGUGAUUGCCAAGCCUGCGAUGAGAGGCCUGUUGGCCAAACGUCUACGGUUUCACCUGGCUGUGGCUUUUACUUUAGCUUUUUCCGUAGCUGGUGCUUUCAAGUUCAUAGUGGGUGAUUCCAGGAAGAGAGCAUAUGCUGACUUCUAUAAGAAAUAUGAUGCCAUGAAGGCAUUUGAAGCCAUGAGGGAUGCUGGUGUGUUUGAAAGUGUGAAACCAAAGAAGUAAAUUAAAUUCUUGCAAAGGAAACUUGGAACGAGUGAUUGGAUUGCUCCUCCGAUACACACUGGGAAAUGGAGACGAAAGGAUAUACUUUGUGCAUUCUACACCUGAUGUAUAAAUAAAACAUUUAAUUUUCUGACUGUUAA
Carcharodon carcharias (great white shark) is the source of this 652-nucleotide messenger RNA. Its product is annotated as cytochrome c oxidase subunit 6C-like. The record is from RefSeq and is a predicted model, not a curated record. The transcript is spliced from 4 exons. Bases 276 to 512 code for a protein of 78 amino acids. Gene Ontology annotation, biological process: mitochondrial electron transport, cytochrome c to oxygen. Lineage: Eukaryota; Metazoa; Chordata; Chondrichthyes; Lamniformes; Lamnidae.